Messenger RNA from Rhinolophus ferrumequinum (greater horseshoe bat), 9913 nucleotides. RefSeq names its product mucin-19-like. NCBI's taxonomy places the organism in Eukaryota, Metazoa, Chordata, Mammalia, Chiroptera, Rhinolophidae. The coding region runs from base 65 to 9913 and encodes 3282 amino acids. Gene Ontology annotation, molecular function: protein binding. Gene Ontology annotation, cellular component: extracellular matrix. The record is from RefSeq and is a predicted model, not a curated record. The transcript is spliced from 53 exons.
GGUUCUUUGCAGGUCUCUUUUUCCAGGAUGACUUGUCUCCAUUUCUAGGUCCCAGAUCACUACCAUGAAGUUGAUCUUUUUGUACUUGGUUGUGGCACUUUGCAUCUUCUGCAAAGAUGGAGAAGCCCAAUUUGAUACACUAAAAUCAGAAAUAGAGGAAAACGAUUCAGGUGACUUACUGUUCGGAAGUUUUUCCUUUGGUGACUCAACUGGAAGAAAGAAACCUCAUGUUGCUUCACUCUUUGACGGUCAAAAUGGUUCUCCAGGAAAGGCUGAAGACAAGAGAGAACGCCGAGAUACUGAUAGUUUAGAGUUAGAUGACACCCCACCAGAGGAAACCAAUUCAGAAAAUGAUCUUCCCAACGUUGUUUCUGGUGGUACUGAAUUUGGUGGCACAGCUUCAAAUCAAAAUGAAAUUGAUUGGGAUCCAACUGGCCCAAGAAGAUUUGAUGUGAAUGAAGAGAAUGGAGUAGUUGGCUCUAAUUAUGCUGGCAGUAAAACAGGUGAUACCAGUUUGAAAAGUUGGGACACAUUUGAUGGUGAUAGCUCUGGAAAUGUGAAAUCCAAUUUAGGGGCUUCUGAUCAACAGGAAUUUGUGAUUACUGAAACUGGAGAGGAUAGAAUGACUGGCAGUGGAUUUGUUGGGGCUGGAUUCAAAGAUGUUAGAUCUGAUGCCAGCAGCUCAGGAGGAGAAAAACAGAUUUGGUCUUCUGGUUCUGAAAAUAGUGGAGGAAGGAAGGGUGCAACUGGACUUGGUGCUAGUACUUCUGGACCAAACGAAUUUGGUGAAACGGGCGUUAGUAGUACAGGUGUCACAAGCUCAUCUGAUUACACAACCUCUGGAUCACUCAGCACUCCAGAAAAAGGAUCCCACAUUCCAGAAGCGACUCCAAAGUACUCAGAAACAAAUGCAAUUAUUGGUGAAGCUUCUACUUGGGGCAAAGGAGCAUAUAAAGCUUUCAACAACCGUAUCUUUUCCUUUGAGUCUUCAUGCACAUACACUUUCUGCCGUCACUGCGUUGAAUCUGGAGGAGAUUUCAAUAUUGAGAUCAAACGAAACAAUGAUAGUGAGAUUGAAAAAAUAAUGGUUAUAAUUGACAGUAAUUACAUCUCUAUUUUUGGUGAUACCAUUUUAGUUAAUGGAGAAAGUGUACAGAUACCAUACGACAAUAAGUUGAUUCAUAUUAAAAAAUAUGGAGAACAUAAUGUCCUGAAUAGCCGUAGAGGAAUCUUGUCUUUAAUGUGGGACAAAAAUAACAAACUCUCACUCACUCUUCACAAGCAAUAUCCAACGUGUGGUCUUUGCGGAAAUUUCAACAGCACUCCAGGAGAAGAUAUCAAUGAGCACAUUGCCAAUAGUAAAAUUCCUGAUGAAUGUCCCAGAGCAUUUAGUAAAAGCCAUGAAAGUUGUCAAGAUGGAGUACAGCACUGUAACAAAAUUAUUGAAACUUACUUUGAGAAAUGUGGAAAGGUUACCACUUUAUCCAAUGACUACAAAAUGAUCUGCAUUGAUGAGUAUUGCCGAAAUAGAGGCAAAAAUUCUACAUGUGACACUUAUUCCGAAUUGUCACGCCUCUGUGCCUCAGAUGGCCCCGGCACCUAUGAAUCCUGGAGAGAUGAUUCCGAUGUGGCUUGUGAAAAACCAAGAUGCCCAGAAAAACAUAUCUACAAAGAAUGUGGUCUCUCAAAUCCUGCAACUUGUUCUAAUGUGGCUCCUUUUCAAGACAGUGAAUGUGUGAGUGGCUGCACCUGCCCAGAAGGUUAUCUAUUGGAUGAUAUUGGAGAGAAAGGGAGAUGUGUAUUAAAGGCUGAAUGUCCAUGUGAAUCUAAUGGAAAAGUCUAUCAGUCAGGAGAAGUCCGAGAAGGUCCUUGUGGUUCUCAGUGCACAUGCCAAGAAGCAAAGUGGUCUUGCACUGAAGCAUUAUGCCCUGGAAGAUGUAAGGUGGAAGGAAGUUCAAUUACCACCUUUGAUGGUGAAAAAUAUAACCAUCCUGGAAACUGUUACUUUUUGGCCAUCCAUGAUAAAGAUUGGUCUGUGAGUGUUGAGCUUCGUCCAUGUCCAAGUGGUCAGUCAGGAACAUGCUUAAAUAGUGUUACACUCCUCUUGAAUUCGUCUGUUUCAGUUGACAAAUAUACUUUCAAUAAAGAUGGAACAGUCACAAAUGACAAUAUUAGAAAUCAAGGUCAUUACUAUUCAGACAAAAUACAGAUAUUCAAGGCAUCUUCCUCAUACUUUCAAGUUGAAACAUACUUUCACGUAAAAAUGCAAAUACAAAUUGUUCCUGUGAUGCAAUUAUAUGUUUCCAUGCCUCCUAACCAAUUCACAGACACCGUAGGACUCUGUGGUUCCUAUAACAAUAGAGCAGAGGAUGAUUUCAUGUCAAGUCAGAAUAUAUUGGAGAAGACGUCUCAGACGUUUGCUGAUUCUUGGGAAAUGAUGUCCUGUCCUAAAGGAAAACCUACCUCAUGCAUCAGCAUAGAAAAAGAAAGUUUUGCUGAAAGUCACUGUGGAAUUCUUAUUGAUGCAAAUGGGCCUUUUGCUUCCUGCCAUCCAAUUGUGAACCCUAAACCAUAUCUUGAGGAAUGCAAAAAAUACACUUGUACUUGUGAAAACAGUCAAGAUUGCCUAUGUACAAUUUUAGACAACUAUGUGAAAGCAUGUGCUGAGAAGGAAACAUACAUAGUGGAGUGGAGAGAUGGACGAUGUGAUCAUUCUUGUCCAAGUGGCCUAGUUUUCAAGUACAAUGUAAAAGCCUGUAAUAGUUCUUGCCGCUCAUUGUCAGAGAGAGAUAGGAGCUGUGAUGUAGAAGAUGUUCCAGUUGAUGGAUGCACUUGCCCCGAUGAAAUGUACCAGGACAAUGAAGGAAAUUGUGUCCCCAAAUCCCAGUGUGACUGCUAUAUAAAUGAUGAGGUCUUGAAACCAGGCAAACUCAUCGAAAUUGAUGAUAAUAAAUGUGUCUGUCGAGAUGGGAUUCUUCUUUGCCAGACUCCCAUUGAUUUAACCCUACAGACUUGUUCUGGAGGGGCUGAAUAUGUGGACUGCAGUGAUCCUAAGGCACAGAGAAGAGUUGACAGUACAUGUAGCACUCGGAACAUGCCUAAUUUUGAUGGAAACUUGCCUUGCAAACGUGGGUGCUACUGUCCAGUAGGAAUGGUUCGCAAUUCUAAAGGGAACUGUGUCUUUCCUGAUGACUGCCCAUGCUCUUUUGGUGGACGAGAGUAUGAACAAGGAAGUGUCACCUCAGUGGGCUGCAACAAAUGCAUUUGCUUAAAAGGAUCUUGGAGCUGUACACAAAAUGAAUGUCAAACUACCUGUCACAUCUAUGGGGAAGGUCAUGUUCGAACUUUUGAUAGGAAAAGUUACAGCUUUGAUGGUCUCUGCCAGUAUUCAUUUGUUGAGGAUUAUUGUGGUCGUGAAAAUGGCACAUUCCGUAUUUUAACUGAAAGUGUCCCAUGCUGCGAAGAUGGGCUCACAUGCUCAAGAAAAAUCAUAGUUACUUUACAGGAUCAGAAUGUUAUCUUGCAAGAUGGUAAAGUAACAGCAAUCAAAGCUCCAGAAACUAAGGAAUGUGAACUCAGUGGAAAUGCAUAUUCUGUGCAUACCGUUGGCCUGUACUUGAUUCUGAAAUUUUUAGCUGGAAUAACCAUAAUUUGGGACAAAAACACAAGAAUGUCUGUUAUUUUGGAUCCACGCUGGAAUGGCAAAGUUUGUGGUCUUUGUGGAAAUAGCAAUGGUGAUCUCAAGGAUGAUUUCACAACAAGAUACUCGUCAGUUGCUGCUGGAGCACUGGAAUUUGGAAAUAGUUGGAAAACAAGUCAAGAAUGUUCAAACACAGUAACUCAGACUUUCCCAUGCGACUCAAACCCAUACUGUAAGGCCUGGGCUGUGCGGAAAUGUGAGAUCAUCCGGGACAGCACCUUCAGAGACUGCCAUAACAAGGUGGACCCCAGUGCUUACUAUGAUGCGUGUAUCGAGGAAGCCUGCGCAUGUGACAUGGAAGGGAAGUACCUGGGCUUCUGCACGUCUGUGGCUAUGUACGCGGAGGCAUGCAGCGCUGUUGGAGUCUGUGUCGCUUGGAGAAAACCCGACCUCUGUCCUGUCUACUGUGAUUAUUACAACGCACCUGGAGAAUGCAGCUGGCAUUAUGAACCUUGUGGUACAGUGACUGCAAAGACAUGCAAAGAUCGAGUUAUUGGCCAGAAAUUUUCUGCACUUUUAGAAGGUUGUUACGCUAAGUGCCCAGACAAUGCUCCUUAUCUGGAUGAGAACACCAUGAAAUGCGUCAGUUUGUCUGAGUGCAGCUGCUUCUACAAUGAUGUCAUACCAGCAGGGGGAGUUAUCCAAGAUAACUGUGGAAGAACAUGCUAUUGCAUUGCAGGAGAGUUGGAGUGCAGUGAAAUUGCUUCUACGAAUGCAACAUUUACAGUUACUACUACAACAGCUACUUCCAUAUUAAACACCGAAGAAGCAAUUGCGCUGGUAACCAGCAGCUCAGGUACAGCAACUUUCAUUCCAGAGAUUACAACAUCGAGCAGUGAAACAAUAGGAACAACUCUAAGUCUACCCAGUGAACUUUUUACUACAGGCGUUGCAAGCACUCCGUUUGCCAUCACCUCCACAGCUGCAAGUGCAGACACAACAGGAGUAAUGGGCACCCUGUUCACCAGUCCUUGGCACAUAUCAGGGACAACGGGAGCAUCAGCGAGUACAACCGAAAGUGGAAUCACAGGUGACACAGGCCUCAAAAACGCUGGAAUAAAUGCCCCUACUCAACUGCCAAUAGUAAUUACGGAAGACAGCACACCCAGGGAACCAAGCACAGGACCAACAAGCCCAAGAAGUUCAGGGACUACUGUAUCAUCAGCUGGUGAAACAACUAGAGCACCAAGCGAUGAAGUGACACCAUCUGAAGGCAAGUUAGGAACAACUGGAGGGGAAAUUGCAGCCACCACAGGAGCUGUUGGUGAAAACAUUUCUGAAGUAUCAGGUACACCUGGAACAUCAGGUAGUACAACUGGUAGAGGUGAAAGUACACCUGUGUCACCCAGCAGUGGGACUACAAGUUCUUCAAAUAAACCAGGCACAAGUAGACAAUCAACUGAAGGAUCAGAGAUGACAAUAGUACCAUCAUCUGCAGUGGUGAGGACAACGGGACCAUCACCUGGAGAGUCAAGGACAACUGAACCAUCAUCUGAUGAAUCAGAGACAAAGCUUCCAGCAGAAGUGACAGGGAAAAUUGGAUUAUCAACUGGAAAAUCAGGAACAACUGAACCAUCAGUGGAAGAAUCAAAGACAAUGGCAACAUCAAGUACAAAAUCAGAAACAUAUCAACCAUCAGAUGGAGUGACAGGGACAACUAUGACAUCAGCUGAAAAAUCAGAUAUCACAGGACCAUCAACUGGAAAAUCAGGAACAACUAGAUCAUAUACUGUAGGUUUGGAGACAACUGGAACUUUAUCUGAAGAUUCAAAAAUAACGAAACCAGAAAGUGGAGUGCAAGGGACAACAGGAUCAUCACUUAGAUCAUCGGCAGAAACUGAAGCACCAACAGCAGGACUAGAGACAACUGAAUCAGCACUGAGACAAUCAGAGACCACAAGAUCAUCAGCUGUAGGAUCAACAAUAACUAUACCAUCUAGUGUAGGUUCAGGGACAACUGGAUCUUCACCUGCAGCCUCAGAAGGCAAUGGACCAUCAACCAAAGGAUUAGGGACAACUGGGUCAGCAUCUGGAGGAUCACAGACCACAAGCACAUCUGCUGGAGGAUCAACAAUAAGUGGACAAUCGGUUGUUGGUGCAGGCACGACGAGGUCAUCCUUUGAAAGACCAACACUGGGAGAGUCUGGAAGAACCGGACCAUCCAGUGAAGGGUCAGAAACCACAGUAUCACCACCUGUAGGAUCAGAGUCGACUGGACCAGCAACUGGACUGCCGGGGGCAACUGGAUCAUCACCUGAAGACUCAACAGCAACUGGCCCAUCGACUGGAGGGUUACGGACGACUGGGUCAGCAUCUGGAGGAUCACAGACCACAAGCACAUCUGCUGGAGGAUCAACAAUAAGUGGACAAUCGGUUGUUGGUGCAGGCACGACGAGGUCAUCCUUUGAAAGACCAACACUGGGAGAGUCUGGAAGAACCGGACCAUCCAGUGAAGGGUCAGAAACCACAGUAUCACCACCUGUAGGAUCAGAGUCGACUGGACCAGCAACUAGACUGCCGGGGGCAACUGGAUCAUCACCUGAAGACUCAACAGCAACUGGCCCAUCGACUGGAGAAUUAGGGACGACUGGGUCAGCAUCUGGAGGAUCACAGGCCACAAGCACAUCUGCUGGAGGAUCAACGAUAAGUGGACAAUCGGUUGUUGGUGCAGGCACGACGAGGUCAUCCUUUGAAAGACCAACACUGGGAGAGUCUGGAAGAACCGGACCAUCCAGUGAAGGGUCAGAAACCACAGUAUCACCACCUGUAGGAUCAGAGUCGACUGGACCAGCAACUAGAAUGCCGGGAGCAACUGGAUCAUCACCUGAAGACUCAACAGCAACUGGCCCAUCGACUGGAGGAUUAGGGACGACUGGGUCAGCAUCUGGAGGAUCACAGACCACAAGCACAUCUGCUGGAGGAUCAACAAUAAGUGGACAAUCGGUUGUUGGUGCAGGCACGACGAGGUCAUCCUUUGAAAGACCAACACUGGGAGAGUCUGGAAGAACUGGACCAUCCAGUGAAGGGUCAGAAACCACAGUUUCACCACUUGUACGAUCAGAGUCGACUGGACCAGCAACUAGACUGCCGGGGGCAACUGGAUCAUCACCUGAAGACUCAACAGCAACUGGCCCAUCGACUGGAGGAUUACGGACGACUGGGUCAGCAUCUGGAGGAUCACAGACCACAAGCACAUCUGCUGGAGGAUCAACAAUAAGUGGACAAUCGGUUGUUGGUGCAGGCACGACGAGGUCAUCCUUUGAAAGACCAACACUGGGAGAGUCUGGAAGAACUGGACCAUCCAGUGAAGGGUCAGAAACCACAGUUUUACCACCUGUAGGAUCAGAGUCGACUGGACCAGCAACUAGACUGCCGGGGGCAACUGGAUCAUCACCUGAAGACUCAACAGCAACUGGACCAUCGACUGGAGGAUUUGGGACGACUGGGUCAGCAUCUGGAGGAUCACAGACCACAAGCACAUCUGCUGAAGGAUCAACAAUAAGUGGACAAUCGGUUGUUGGUGCAGGCACGACGAGGUCAUCCUUUGAAAGACCAACACUGGGAGAGUCUGGAAGAACUGGACCAUCCAGUGAAGGGUCAGAAACCACAGUAUCACCACCUGUAGGAUCAGAGUCGACUGGACCAGCAACUAGACUGCCGGGAGCAACUGGAUCAUCACCUGAAGACUCAACAGCAACUGGCCCAUCGACUGGAGGGUUACGGACGACUGGGUCAGCAUCUGGAGGAUCACAGACCACAAGCACAUCUGCUGGAGGAUCAACAAUAAGUGGACAAUCGGUUGUUGGUGCAGGCACGACGAGGUCAUCCUUUGAAAGACCAACACUGGGAGAGUCUGGAAGAACUGGACCAUCCAGUGAAGGGUCAGAAACCACAGUUUCACCACUUGUAGGAUCAGAGUCGACUGGACCAGCAACUAGACUGCCGGGGGCAACUGGAUCAUCACCUGAAGACUCAACAGCAACUGGCCCAAUGACUGGAGGAUUACGGACGACUGGGUCAGCAUCUGGAGGAUCACAGACCACAAGCACAUCUGCUGGAGGAUCAACAAUAAGUGGACAAUCGGUUGUUGGUGCAGGCACGACGAGGUCAUCCUUUGAAAGACCAACACUGGGAGAGUCUGGAAGAACUGGACCAUCCAGUGAAGGGUCAGAAACCACAGUAUCACCACCUGUACGAUCAGAGUCGACUGGACCAGCAACUAGACUGCCGGGGGCAACUGGAUCAUCACCUGAAGACUCAACAGCAACUGGCCCAUCGACUGGAGGAUUACGGACGACUGGGUCAGCAUCUGGAGGAUCACAGACCACAAGCACAUCUGCUGGAGGAUCAACAAUAAGUGGACAAUCGGUUGUUGGUGCAGGCACGACGAGGUCAUCCUUUGAAAGACCAACACUGGGAGAGUCUGGAAGAACUGGACCAUCCAGUGAAGGGUCAGAAACCACAGUAUCACCACCUGUAGGAUCAGAGUCGACUGGACCAGCAACUAGACUGCCGGGGGCAACUGGAUCAUCACCUGAAGACUCAACAGCAACUGGACCAUCGACUGGAGGAUUUGGGACGACUGGGUCAGCAUCUGGAGGAUCACAGACCACAAGCACAUCUGCUGAAGGAUCAACAAUAAGUGGACAAUCGGUUGUUGGUGCAGGCACGACGAGGUCAUCCUUUGAAAGACCAACACUGGGAGAGUCUGGAAGAACUGGACCAUCCAGUGAAGGGUCAGAAACCACAGUAUCACCACCUGUACGAUCAGAGUCGACUGGACCAGCAACUAGACUGCCGGGAGCAACUGGAUCAUCACCUGAAGACUCAACAGCAACUGGCCCAUCGACUGGAGGAUUACGGACGACUGGGUCAGCAUCUGGAGGAUCACAGACCACAAGCACAUCUGCUGGAGGAUCAACAAUAAGUGGACAAUCGGUUGUUGGUGCAGGCACGACGAGGUCAUCCUUUGAAAGACCAACACUGGGAGAGUCUGGAAGAACUGGACCAUCCAGUGAAGGGUCAGAAACCACAGUUUCACCACUUGUAGGAUCAGAGUCGACUGGACCAGCAACUAGACUGCCGGGGGCAACUGGAUCAUCACCUGAAGACUCAACAGCAACUGGCCCAUCGACUGGAGGAUUACGGACGACUGGGUCAGCAUCUGGAGGAUCACAGACCACAAGCACAUCUGCUGGAGGAUCAACAAUAAGUGGACAAUCGGUUGUUGGUGCAGGCACGACGAGGUCAUCCUUUGAAAGACCAACACUGGGAGAGUCUGGAAGAACUGGACCAUCCAGUGAAGGGUCAGAAACCACAGUAUCACCACCUGUAGGAUCAGAGUCGACUGGACCAGCAACUAGACUGCCGGGGGCAACUGGAUCAUCACCUGAAGAGUCAACAGCAACUGGCCCAUUGACUGGAGGUUUAGGGACGACUGGGUCAGCAUCUGGAGGAUCACAGACCACAAGCACAUCUGCUGGAGGAUCAACAAUAAGUGGACAAUCGGUUGUUGGUGCAGGCACGACGAGGUCAUCCUUUGAAAGACCAACACUGGGAGAGUCUGGAAGAACUGGACCAUCCAGUGAAGGGUCAGAAACAACAGUAUCACCACCUGUAGGAUCAGAGUCUACUGGACCAGCAACUAGACUGCCAGAGACCACUGAAUCAUCACCCAGAGCAUCAGGAACAAGAGGAACUUUAUCUGAAAGUUUAGGGACAAGUAGUCCCUCAUCUGGAGGAUCAGAGGAAAGUGUAUUAUCCACUGGCGGAACUUGGACAAGUGAAUCUUCAUCUGCUAUAAUCCCUGAGGCAGGAAGAACAACCAAGGACCAAGGAGUUAUUACCACAUCUGAAGGUGGUAUUAAAGUGUCAGUAGGAGCAAUCACAGAGGCAAGCAGGGGAACUGCAAGUGGAACAGCAGCUUCUGGGGCCACCUCUGCUGGGAUCCAAGCAGGUUCCAUAGGAAGCACCCCUGGCUCAACAAUUCCACCAGGAAGUUCCACUACUGGUACAAAACUUAAACUUCCCCCAAUUCUAACUGUGAGAACUGCAACAGCAGUGCCACCAACACAGUCUAACGUAACAGAGGCUACAACUCCCACAGACGGUGCUGGCACCACUGGAGGUGGAUUCAAAAUAGGCACCACCGGGGUAUCCCCUGGCAAAACUGUUGCCCCUGGAAGUUCCAACACAGGUGAGGCACCAGGGUGA